GAAGUCAAUGAAAGAAGUGAAAAAUGAUUCGUUAGUUGUUCGUUUUCUCGAAAUCUAAAGGCACAACCUAGAUUCGAGACAAUGUCUUAAGUAGUUAAACAUGUUAUUACUCCAACCUCGUGAUAGUGACAAACAGCCACGUUUUCAUUUUCGUCAAAAUGAAUUGACGGACUGUACAUGCGCAUUUGGGCGCGAGCCGACCAUUAGACCCGUAAUGACAUGUUUCUACGCAUGAAUUUAGCUUGCCAACAAGUGUGAUCGGGGAUUUCUUUUGGAGAAGCAGUUUCUACCUAUCUUACUGUACGGUGUUUGACCUAGCUGCUCAGCUAACUAGAUGCAACGUUGUUCCAAGCAACCGCUAGCGUGGCACCUCAUGCCAUUUCGAAGGAAUUAAAACACAUUCUUCUGCACUCAUGUUUUGACUUCAGCGAUGGAGGCUUGACCUCUCCUGAUUUGCAUUUAUCAACAAUUUCUGGAAACACAAAUUACGGAUUUAAUUUGAAUUAGCUACGUGAAUUUUCGCUUGUUUUUGUACGGGCCCGAAACACAGUUUAUGUUCUUGGCUGAGGCUCAAAAUAAGUCCGUCGUCAUUAAAAUGAACACAGUUGUCCCAGAAAAGAAAAGCAGGGUGAGCUCGGAGCGGAGGAAGGAGAAGUCCCGGGAUGCAGCGCGAUACCGGAGGGGGAAGGAGUCGGAGGUGUUCUACGAGCUGGCCCAGGAGCUGCCCCUGCCCCACAGUGUCACCUCCAACCUAGACAAGGCUUCUAUCAUGAGACUGGCCAUCAGCUACCUGCACAUGAGGAAACUGCUGAGCACAGAAGAUAAGGCAGUAGAGAAGGAGCAGGAGGAGAGUGAGAUGGACUCCCAGCUGAAUGGCUCCUAUCUGAAGGCUCUGGAGGGCUUCCUCAUGGUGCUGUCUAAAGACGGGGACAUGAUCUAUCUCUCUGAAAAUGUCAACAAGUGCUUGGGUCUGGCACAGUUUGACCUGACAGGACUUAGUGUGUUUGAGUACACACACCCCUGUGACCAUGAGGAGCUAAGGGAGAUCCUGGUACACAGAACAGGGACCUCUAAAAACUCCAAGGGACCAAACACAGAGCGCAGCUUCUUCCUGCGGAUGAAAUGUACCCUCACCAGCAGGGGGCGCACUGUCAAUGUCAAAUCAUCCACUUGGAAGGUUCUCCACUGCUCAGGCCAUGUGCGAGUCCAUGAAGCCCCAACUGAGCAGAGCCCCAUUGGGCACAAGGAGCAGCCCGUCUCAUACCUGGUGCUAGUCUGUGACCCCAUCCCCCACCCCUCCAACAUCGAGGCGCCAUUGGACACCAAGACCUUCCUCAGCCGCCACACACUGGACAUGAAGUUCACCUAUUGUGACGAGAGGAUCACUGAGCUGAUGGGCUAUGAUCCAGAGGACCUGAUAAAUCGCUCUGUGUAUGAGUACUACCAUGCCUUGGACGCAGACUACCUCACUAAGAUUCAUCACAACUUGUUUGUUAAGGGCCAGGUGAGCACAGGCCAGUACCGCAUGCUGGCUAAGAUAGGUGGCUUUGUGUGGGUGGAGACUCAGGCCACUGUUAUCUACAACAACAAGAACUCCCAGCCCCAGUGUGUUGUCUCUGUCAACUUUGUGCUCAGUGGCAUUGAGGAGGAGAAGAUGGUGCUGUCUCUAGAGCAGACUGAGGACAUGAGGUCUGUAAAGAAGGAGCUGGUGGAGGAGGAAGAGGACGAGGGCUCAGAGGCAGAGGUGUCCCCUGUGCUCCUGAAGGAGGAGAAGGUGGAUGUGAUUAAGCUGUUCACCCAGGCAAUGGAGGCCCAGCCGCUGGCGAGCCUGUAUGACAGAUUGAAGGAGGAACCAGAGGCCCUCACCCUUCUGGCCCCGGCCGCAGGAGACACCAUCAUCUCCCUGGACUUCAGCAGCCCCGACUCUGACAUCCUGCUGAAGGAGGUGCCUCUCUACAACGAUGUGAUGCUGCCCUCCACCAGUGACAAGCUGGCCCUGCCUCACUCUAUGCUGCCCCCCAAUGAGCAGCCCCUGAUCCCCAGUGCCUCAGUGGACACCAAGGCAGGUCCAGACUCCUUCAGCACCCCAGGCAGCCACAGCUCAACUGAGCCUGACAGCCCGCUGAACUUCUGUUUUCCAAUGGACUCUGACAUCAGUGCUGCGCUGAAACUGGACCUGGUGGAAAGACUGUUUGCCAUCGACACAGAACCCAAGACACCUUUCACCUCACAGGGCAUGGAGGAUCUGGACCUGGAGAUGUUGGCUCCAUACAUCCCCAUGGAUGAUGACUUCCAGCUGCGCACCCUGUCCCCAGAGGAGCCCCCAACGUGUGGCCCAGCCCAGCCCCUGGAGAGCUCUCCUCUGCACCUCACCCAGGAUGUCCACAGCUACACUGAUUCCCCCUUUAGUGCCCCAAGAAGCCGGACAGCUUCCCCAGCCCCGGAGCUGGCAGCUAGCCCUUGCCCUGCCUCCUUACUCACCAUGAGGGCGCCUCAGAUGGACAGAGAGAUGUCCCUCAGGACACUGGCCACCCAGAACUCACAGCGCAAGAGAAAGUUGUCUCUGUCUCAUGCUGUCGGAAUAGUAAAUGGGGCAUUGCUCCAGGACCCUCCUGGGCCAGGUAAACAGCUCAAGGUGUCUGAGCUGGGCAGCUCUGAGGCUCCCUCCAACAGGACCAUACUGCUCCUACCUACAGACCUGGCAAGCUGCCUGCUUGGCAUCUCCUCGGAGGGCAGCGGCUCACCCUUCACCCUUCCACAGCUGACCCGGUAUGACUGUGAGGUUAAUGCCCCCGUGGUGGGUCGCCAGCACCUGCUGCAGGGCGAGGAUCUGCUGUGUGCCCUGGACCAAGUCAACUGAGUCAACGCUUAGCCUGCCCCCUGCUGGACCAGACUAGACACUUCAACUUCUCACUCCCUGUUCCCACCCACUGCCACUUUAUUUGUCUCUGUGUGAGUUUGAUAUUAUGCUUUGGCUGCCGUCUGCAUCCACCAAGUGAUCUCUGCAGCGUUCCACAUUGAUGAACGUCAUACAGAGUUGGUGUAAGGGAUGUGGUAGUGUUAGCAGGUAGAGGCACGUAAUUGUUUCUUUCUCGGGAGUCUAACAGCACACAUAUGGCACCUCCAUGGAUGGCUCUGUUGCCUGGUCUCCAUGGAAACCGGCGGCGCUACUGCCAGCAGUGUAUUGUAAGCUUUAAUCGCACAGUUUAUAUUUAAAAAAUAAUAAUAAUUCCGAUUACCAGCAAUAUAUAUAUUACGGCUUUUUAAAAGUUGUUCUAAUGGAAUUUCAACCAUUUUAUUGAACUUUUCCCUCUGUAUUCUUAUGUCGUGUACAACGAUAGUAUAUGGUCCAGAAGGCUGAGUUCAUUGUUUCAUUGGAUGUUAUAUCCCCAUUACUGGUUACCAGUAUUUUAGGCAUAAGUGUGUGUUUGUUACUGUGCAUUGACCUUGGGAACUUUCCAAGAUGUCUUAAAGCCUUGUCAUGAGUAAUAAAAUACAUGUGGAAAGGUAUAAUUGGAACUAAAUCCAGUGUUUGUUUUUAACAAUGGAGGAUUCGUCACUCAGCUUGAUCAUGUAUUUCAUAUUUUUAGUUGAGACUCAAACACUUCAUUUAGAAUUUAGUGACGUGUGUCAUAUGAUCAUCAUUUUACCAGUAUAGUUAUCUCAUCAUUAGUAGCAAGCAAGUGUUAUGCUUGCAUGUUUUUUCUCUCUUUUUUUUGUCUGUUUUAUGGCAUUGGUCCACAUACUGUAGUGUUGUCAUGCUUCCUGUUGCUGUGUAAAAUAAAACUGAAUUAUUAUUUUUUUGCCUUGUUUAAAACAUAUAUACACUGCUCAAAAAAAUAAAGGGAACACUAAAAUAACA
Messenger RNA from Oncorhynchus tshawytscha (Chinook salmon), 3862 nucleotides. Its product is annotated as hypoxia-inducible factor 1-alpha. Gene Ontology annotation, molecular function: protein dimerization activity; RNA polymerase II transcription regulatory region sequence-specific DNA binding; DNA-binding transcription factor activity, RNA polymerase II-specific. Bases 554 to 2860 code for a protein of 768 amino acids. Gene Ontology annotation, biological process: cellular response to hypoxia; regulation of transcription by RNA polymerase II. The transcript is spliced from 14 exons. Lineage: Eukaryota; Metazoa; Chordata; Actinopteri; Salmoniformes; Salmonidae. Gene Ontology annotation, cellular component: cytoplasm; nucleus; transcription regulator complex. The record is from RefSeq and is a predicted model, not a curated record.